AUGGCUCGCUCCGCCAUUGUCCAGGAGUAUGCCGCGCCCUCGACAACCUUAAGUAUCGACCAAAAGGUCUCCCAAGAACGACAACUCUAUCGCGUCACUCGACCUCAAGGUUACCGUGUCUCAUGGCACGCCAACCCAGCCGUGGAGCCGCACCAUUUCGGCCAGUCACAUCCCAUGAAACCAUGGCGCCUCACAUUGACCAAGCAGCUGGUCCUAGCGUACGGCAUGCAUCAUGCAAUGGACCUGUACCUGGCUCGAGCCGCGACCUACGAAGAGAUGGCAGAGUUUCACGAGUCGGAUUACCUCGAAUUCCUCAGUCAAGUUAUGCCCGCCGACAUGGACCGCCCAGAACAAUCAGAAAACGUCGCGCGAUUCAACUUCGGUGACGACUGUCCCAUCUUCGACGGGCUCUACAACUACUGCGCCCUGUACGCCGGAGGUACCGUCGACGCCGCCCGCAAGCUCUGUAACGACCAAUCUGAAAUCGCCAUCAAUUGGUCCGGUGGUUUGCAUCACGCGAAAAAGGCUGAGGCUAGCGGCUUCUGCUACAUCAAUGAUAUCGUCCUCGGUAUCCUACAGCUACUCCGCCACCACCCGCGCGUCAUGUACAUCGACAUCGACGUUCACCACGGCGACGGCGUCGAACAAGCUUUCUGGUCUACCGAUCGCGUCCUUACAGUCUCUUUUCACAAAUACGAUAAAGAUAAUUUCUUUCCUGGAACCGGCGCCCUCGAUGAUACAGGUCCAACCCACCCUUUAAACCCAGGCGCUCACCACUCCAUUAACGUCCCAUUGAAUGACGGCAUCGACGACGAAUCAUACAUCCAGCUCUACCAUGAAGUCAUCGGCGCCUGCGUGCAGACUUACCGUCCAGGUGCUAUUGUUCUACAAUGCGGCGCAGAUAGUCUAGGCUGUGACCGACUCGGCUGCUUUAACCUAAACGUCCGCGCCCACGGUGCCUGCGUCGCUUUUACAAAAACUUUCGGUUUACCUCUUCUCGUUGUCGGUGGUGGAGGAUACACACCGCGAAAUGUUUCUCGCGCCUGGGCACACGAAACAUCCAUCCUGCUAGACGCAGAUCAAAUCAUCGAUCCUGUUAUCCCGGAAUCUGUCGCUUUCCGUAAUCAUUUCGGUCCUGAUUACUCGCUUUUCCCGGCUUUGUCCCAGAUACGUACGAUUGAGAAUAAGAAUACUCGUCAAUACCUUGAAGGUCUUGUUGAAGCUGUGCAUGAACAGUUGAGAUAUCUCAAGGGUGCACCUUCUGUUCAAAUGAGCUUUAUUCCUCCAGAUAUUCUGGGUUUACGUGAGGAUACGGAGAAGGAAAUUGAAGAACAGACAGCUAUGAUGGAGGAGGAGUUUGAGGAGAGGGAAGGAAAUGGUUCAGCUGUUGCUGCUUCUAUGAUGGCCAAUGCUGGUUCUAUUCCUGGUUCCGCUGGUGGUAUCCCUCGUGGGGUUCGUCGACGCGAGUUAGAACGGGGUGCUGGGUAUAAGGGGGAACUGUAUUCAUAA
Molecule: messenger RNA, 1509 nt
Organism: Penicillium malachiteum
Lineage: Eukaryota; Fungi; Ascomycota; Eurotiomycetes; Eurotiales; Aspergillaceae
Gene: hosA
Product: histone deacetylase HOS2
Exons: 1
Coding region: 1-1509 (502 amino acids)
Molecular function (GO): histone deacetylase activity
Source: RefSeq, a predicted model, not a curated record